Messenger RNA from Cyclopterus lumpus (lumpfish), 3710 nucleotides. RefSeq names its product presenilin 1 (gene psen1). Gene Ontology annotation, biological process: amyloid precursor protein catabolic process; calcium ion transport; protein processing. Lineage: Eukaryota; Metazoa; Chordata; Actinopteri; Perciformes; Cyclopteridae. The transcript has 11 exons. Gene Ontology annotation, cellular component: neuromuscular junction; perinuclear region of cytoplasm; Z disc. The record is from RefSeq and is a predicted model, not a curated record. Gene Ontology annotation, molecular function: cadherin binding; beta-catenin binding; aspartic endopeptidase activity, intramembrane cleaving. The coding region runs from base 315 to 1760 and encodes 481 amino acids.
AUCGAAAAAUAUAAAACACAUAGUGUUAAAUUUAAAAUACCAAUAUUGUUUUAGUGUAAAAAAACAAAACAAACAAACCUCCUACAUCGUUUUGAUCCUGAACGCUCCCCGAGUGAUCGAGACGGCCGGAAGUAGUUUGCGGCAACGACCGGAUUUUCUGUGUGAAGACAGGAACAACAAAGAGGAGAAAGCGCCCGGGUUUUAAACCGACUUGAGAACACACCUGAAAACAAAAUCAAGGAAAUUAGCUGUUGUUCACAGUAGGGCAAAAGAAGUUGGUUUGUAUGUGAGGACAAGUGUCUGCCGAGCCAACCAUGGCGAACAAUGUAGAAGAUAUUGAAAACAAUAUGGACGAGCAGGAGACCAAUGUGGCCUCUGAACCCCCCCAGCAGCCACAGGAGUCUGCAGUGACCAGAGCCCGGUCCAGAGGAGGCUCAGGAGGAGGAGGAGGUGAUGGCGAAGGUGGAGGUGGCAAUGGUAGCGGCCCGGAGCAGAACGGACAGCCCCCCGCCGCUCGGCCUCCACGUGUGGUGGAGACCGAGGAGGACGAGGAGGAGGAGUUGACCUUGAAGUACGGGGCCAAGCACGUCAUCAUGCUGUUCGUUCCCGUGACCCUCUGCAUGGUGGUGGUCGUGGCAACUAUAAAGUCCGUCAGCUUCUACACCCAGAACGACGGGCAGAGAUUGAUCUACACGCCGUUCCCCGAAGACACGGACACAGUCGGACAGAGAGCCCUCAACUCCAUCCUGAACGCCACCAUCAUGAUCACUGUGAUCAUCGUCAUGACUCUGGUGCUGGUGCUGUUGUACAAGUACCGCUGCUACAAGGUGAUCCAAGGCUGGCUCUUCCUUUCCUCCCUCCUCCUGCUGUUCUUCUUCUCCUACAUAUACCUCAACGAGGUUUUGAAGACCUACAAUCUGGCCAUGGACUACUUCACCCUGGCGAUAAUAAUCUGGAACUUCGGAGUGGUGGGCAUGAUGUGUAUUCACUGGAAAGGGCCGCUGCGGCUCCAGCAGGCCUACCUCAUCAUGAUCAGCGCCCUCAUGGCUCUGGUUUUCAUCAAGUACCUGCCAGAGUGGACCGCCUGGCUCAUAUUAGCCGUCAUAUCCGUCUACGAUCUGUUAGCGGUGCUCUGCCCCAAAGGGCCUCUGAGGAUCCUGGUGGAGACGGCUCAGGAGAGGAACGAGCCCAUCUUCCCAGCUCUCAUCUACUCCUCUACAAUGGUGUGGAUCGUCAACAUGGCCGACACUGAAUGGCCACCGAAAAGGAACUCGACAGAAGCGGCGCCACCUCAACAAGAGUCUCAAGAAGCCGCGGGGUCUCCGGCUCCCGGCGCCCUGUCGCAGGACGACGGCGGCUUCAGCUCCACGUGGGUCAACCAGCAGCAGCACCAGCUGGGGCCGCUCCAAUCCACCGAGCAGACCAGGCGGGAGAUCCAGGAGCUACCGUCCGCUCGCCCUCCUGCUGAAGACGACGAUGAGGAGAGGGGCGUCAAGCUGGGCCUCGGAGACUUCAUCUUCUACAGCAUGCUGGUGGGAAAGGCCUCGGCCACAGCCAGCGGCGACUGGAACACCACGCUCGCCUGCUUCGUUGCCAUCCUCAUUGGCCUGUGUCUGACCCUGCUCCUCCUCGCCAUCUUCAAGAAAGCGCUCCCCGCUCUGCCCAUCUCCAUUUUUUUCGGCCUCGUCUUCUACUUCGCCACGGACAACCUGGUCCAGCCCUUCAUGGACCAGCUGGCGCUACACCAGUUCUACAUUUAGCCGGACGCUGCCCUGAUGACCCUCACCCACAUAGCCCUCUGGCCAACAACACGACAGCGCUCCCUUCACAGCCGGGGGGCGGGGGGGGGGGGGGAACAAAGGGCGAUGUGGGCCCGACGCCCUCCCGCAUCCCCUUCUAAGAACUCACGAUGACGGGACACAAGUUGUUGUUUUUGUUCUGCCUCUUUCUUUCCGGCACCAAGGGAGGGCCUUCCCCUCGACAGCUGUUCUUAGAUAUUUUAUUUCAGUUUUAAACCAAGAAGUGAGAUGUCUUGCUCGUCCUGGGAAAGUCAUCUUCAAAUCGCCGAUCGCCGGCCUCGGGCUCUACUCAAACCAAGGAGUUAGUCGGAGUAUUUUACCUUCUUUUUUUAUUUAUCCAGGGAAGCUUUCACAACAGCAGCAACCUGCUUCCUACUCACACAGAAUCAUAUCUGGGAGCUGCCCAUUACAGUCCUCUGCAACCGGGGCUUUGCAGCAGGUGCCUUGCUCAGGGACACCUCGGGGGUAGCUGUUGAGCGAAGGGAGAUGAUUUCAUUAAAUCUCCCUUCAAAGACUUUGAUCAAACAUCUUCAUUUAUUUUUUACUUCUGAGCUGCCCCCCUCCCCCCAAAAAAAUACCCUAAACCCAAGAUUUAAAAAAGCCUUCGUCAAACUAACGGACACUGUACGAUGAUGUUGAUAAUAGAUUGGUAAAUGUGUAGUUUGAUUGUGUACGAGCUGUCACUCACCAGACGUGCUUUCUUCACCGCUGUUAAGAAUGGUUAAGACGUGUUUCAGUUUCCCCACUUUGGACGACGCGCGAGAACCAAAACUGAAAGAUUGACACCGAGCAGGAUGUUUAGAGCCUGUGAAUCUUUCUCACGAAAAAAAAAAAAGAGGACACAUUGAUUUGUUGACGCGCGACUCGUCACCGUGUUUCCUCCAGUUAAUUUUACGUCGAAUCACAUUUGAAGUCAAAGCCCGCAGGGGGAGGGACGUUCACACAAACACUCACACCUGAGACUUGCCUGCCACGUCAGUCCCGUUCUGUCAGCCACUGAGCAGUUCUGCUGGAGCAGUCGGAGGUUCAGUGCCUUGCUCAAGGGCGUAUCAGUAGUCGUAGUUGUUGUUGUUGUUGUUAUUGUGGGACAGAAAUGUGCUUUUCAUUCUCUUCCCCAACUGAGAUUUAAUUUGUUUUUGUUGUUCAAUCUGUCCAGGGAUUGUAACCUGUGGUCAUCUGGUCACAAGCUCUGAACCUUUUGGGCUCCAGCUGCUCUCAUGAUGCUCUCGCCCCGGUGCUGUCUGGAACCAUGCUACAUCAAAACACUUUGAUUAUUUCGACUAUACACAGAUACCUGUUGUGUGUUUUUUUCAAGAAAUGCAUAAGGGGGACUUUGUACUUUUUGAAACACGAGGGUGAAUGUUAACGGGGUUCCUUCACAGAUCAGGAAUAUCUGGGAAAGAGCGAAAACAAACAAAUCCUUUUUGACAUAAACGAUGUGCACGUUUUGAGACCAAAACACUCUGAUGAAAGAGUUGUAAAUCUAGUUUGAUUUGAUACCUGAAUUUGUGAAAAUCUUUGGAAAACAAUCUCCAAUCAUCGAGCAUUAUUUGCUUAAUUGUCUAUUUUAAUCAUGUUAAAAACAAAGCAAAAAGUUUAAAUCGAGGCAAAAGAAUUAUGUUUUUUUGUGAAAUAUUGACGUGUAUGAACCCAAACUGGCUUCUCGCAUAUGAGAUGAUGCAGCUAGAUGGAGGAGGACGAGCAGCACUGGUUGCUCUCGGGUUGUUGCCGCUCGAGUUUCGUGCUUUCAGAGAAGAAACCACGAGGGAGCAAUUUAGUUUGUCCUGAAACUCAUUUUUUUGGAAUAUGUUGGGUGACUGGCUUUUUUUCUGUCCUUCACAUGCAUAUGUGUGUUAUGCAAGGUUAUUCAAUUCAGAUUUUGUUUUUUAAUAAAUAAUGAAAGUUAAAGUA